Cercopithifilaria johnstoni is the source of this 4137-nucleotide messenger RNA. The record is from the annotation of a GenBank genome assembly. Lineage: Eukaryota; Metazoa; Nematoda; Chromadorea; Rhabditida; Onchocercidae.
AUGCAGCACGACAAGAACGCUACGGGAACGGCUGGUGUAAGCCUAUCGUCCAUCAUGCCUUAUGAUAGUUUCGUCCAACAACAACAACAACAACAGGAACCAUCAAGUGGUAGUUCAUUGCUGCCUACUCGAUUGAUAUCAUCGAAGUCUUCUGAGCUAUUAAGUUCAGAUGGAGGGGAUUCUCCAGAUAUACAGGAUCCACUGCAACAGCAACAGCAUCAGAGUGAAACGACGCAGAAAUUGUUAGUUCAUCUGAGUUCGACUAUUAGCAGCGGUCAAGUAUCACACGCAGUAAUACCUGAACAAAUUUACAUAGCUGCUGCAGCUGUAGAAGAAGCGAAACUGCUGGAAACCAGGAAACAGCAACUUCUUCAAAAAUUGCAACAACAAUUAAACAGCAAUAAGGUAUCUUCCGUAAAUGGUACCGCUAAUGCAGCCGUUGCAGCGCAACUUUGGCUGCAACAAAGCUGUGCUACAACGGCUUCAUUACAGGAGCAGCAGCAGCAACAACAACAACAGCUGGCAAAUAAGGCAAACCAAAAUCAGCCUCCGAUAAUUUUAACCAAUCAUUCAACCACUGGAAAUCUCAUAUCUGAAACACUUGUACAACAACAAAUUACAGCACUUCAACAGGAUGCUCAAGAGCAACAACAACAAUUGCAGCAAACUGCAUUCCUGAAUUCCGAUUAUCAGCAGCUUGUACAAAAUGGUGAUUUACGAUUGAAGUGUCAAAAUGAACAGCAAUCAUUAUCAGAUUCCAAAGCUGCUACAGUACCACAACAUCAUACUCUUUUAUCACCUCAUUCUAUGGUACAUGCUGACGAUGGUUGCAGUGCUUUCCGGCAACCACAACGUCAGCAGUACUUCUUGGAUCGAAAUACGGAUCGUGGUACUACUGCAAUAACAACGGUAACUCGAGAUUGUGAUCAUACACCAGGUUUCACUGUACCAUCAUCAUCAUCAUCACCAUCAACUCCGUUUGUGACAUCGUUACCGCGGAAUCAUAUCACGUCUGUGGAAAGGGAUUACCACAAUAGAGAAGACAACACCGAAUCAAAGCUUGUCAUCAGUGAUAUCGAAAUGACCGAUGAUUAUAAUAAAACUGAUAAAACAAGUGGGGCCUAUCCGGUUAGCAAAGUAUCUGACGAAAGAGGCGAAAUAAAAGGACAACUGUUAUUAACAACCGGAAGCAGCAAUGAAAUUAUUGGCAUAUCGACAUAUGCAACUGUGGGUGCAGUGAUUCAUGCGGAUAAUGAUGAAUUUGAUGAAAAAAUGAAUAAUCCCGAUGAACAACCACGAAUGAAGUCUAUUUUAGAUUUCGUGAAUGGCGAGGUUGGAAUAGAUGUUGAGCAUAAAGAAAGUGAUGACGAUGAAACGGUUGAAAAACCGAUAGUAGAUGAUGAUGCCGGAAACAGAUUAGUUGAUGAUAGUGACACCAGACUUCUGAUGAAUAAUAUGGAGUCUCCCGAAAUACACAGAGCACAUACGGGAACACCUUUUGAGCAAACUCGAUUUACAGCAAUGCGCAUUGAAGAACGUAUCCUAAACGAAAAAUUAACCCCUUCCACAACAUCCUCAACAGCAACAUCCUCAGGUUCCGCUGCCAACACUCUUAGUCCAUGUCAUCGUUUUGUACCGCAAACAGUAUCUACAGCACCAAGUCCAAGAUCCGAAUCCGUUUCGAGUGCGCCUGGUUCGUCAACAUUUUGCCGUGCUCCUGGCCUAGGUCCGGUGAACACAACAGAAACGCAGCAAUCUGGCACUUCACUUCCGCUUGUCUGUAACAUCUGUGGCUUCUCAUGCAAUUCCAAAUUUCACUACAAUUCUCAUAUGAACACCCAUGGUGAUCAUCAAUGCACGAUGUGUGAUUAUACGUCACGCACGGAAGGACGUUUAAAGAAACAUAUGCGUGAUUCACAUACCGUUGAGGAACAACUUGCUGCAGGUCUCGACGUGGAGCAAGCGUUAACUAGCAGUACUUCGACAUCCAGUACACCUGUGGCAUGUAUUACAACAACGCCAGUUGAUGGUAGUAAUUUUUCUACCUCAAUGGCUUCGGUCUUGGAGGCAGCUAAUUUGGCAGCAGCUGCGCAAGCUGCGGCACAAGCCGCUGUUGCUAGCUGUUCAUCAAACUCAAGCAGUGAUCCAGCCACAUCAGUACCAAGUGAUUCCAGUAGUGGUCUCAGUUUGCCAUCCGGUUCGGGAACUCCGCCGUCCAGCGAUGUUAUUUCAUCAUCAUCACUUUCCAGUGCUGUACAAUCUAUAAGCGGAUUGAUGCCAUCAGCAUUGGAUCAAAUUCGUGCAUUUACAGAAAAUCCAAGUGUGCUACCGGAUUUAUCAUCAGCAAAUUUAGCAACAGCAUUGAUUUCACAGGGUCUUCUUAGUUCACAAGCAUUCCACGAAAGUAUGAAAUCGAUAAAUAGCGACGAACGAUCAGUCAGUCCGGUGAACGGUGAUAAACCAAGGCAAUGUUCGAGUAAACCAAAAACUUACAAAUGCAAACAAUGUUGUCAUAUCAGUACUUCCAAGGAAGAGCAAUGGGCCCAUGCCCGAACUCAUAUACCCGUCGAGAAGCAACUUGGCUGUACACGAUGCGGUUUUGUCACCGAAUACAAGCAUCAUUUGGAAUAUCAUUUACGAAAUCAUAUGGGAUCUAAACCAUUCCACUGUAAGAAGUGCGCUUAUUCCUGUGUCAACAAAUCGAUGCUUAAUUCACAUAUGAAAUCACAUACAAAUAUUUACCAAUUUCGUUGUCGUGACUGUACUUAUGCUACAAAAUAUUGUCACAGCUUGAAAUUACACCUGAGGAAGUACAAUCAUAAUCGAGCUACUGAUGUCACUGAUUCAGCUGUAAGCAUUGCUGUCAGUGCUACCGCUGGCACUAGUAAUCUUUGCAAUGGCUCAGCGCAAGCAGUUACGGAAAGUGAUGAUACGACAAUGCGACGUCGUAGCGAAUCUCUUGUUGUACAGUCCGGUGAUGGUUCUUCACCGGAACCAUUACCAACAACAUCAACUAUGGCGCAAGAGUUAAGUGCUGCACUGGGCAUGACACCAGUUGUCACCAGCAAUUCUCUAAAUAUAGCUUCACAUCUACUUUUCCGUCAACAACAUCAGAUGGAAGAAAUGGAAUUAUUGCUUCGGUUGAAAAAUAUGGCUGGAAUGAAUCCAGGUGCUAUACUUGGCAUAUCUUUGCAAUGUCCAGCAUGUAGUUAUCAAGCGAUCAAUCAGAGCGAUAGUUUACGACAUCAACUGGGCCAUCUGAUUGGUCCAAAUGGCGAAAAUCCGCUUAUUCCGCUGUAUAAUAUAUUUGGCAUGCCACAAACAGCUGGUGAUGUACCCAGCGAAGCAUCAUUCGAAUCAAAUAGUAAUCUGAACGAACAAAUGGAACAGCAAGAUGAAGAAAUGGAAAUGGAAGCGUCAAAAGUGGAUGUGGAUGAUUUUAUCGGUGGUGCUGAAGUUGAUGAAAAACCUAGCAUAGACGAUUCGGAAGAUCAUAUUAUGAGUGAUAUUUCCGGUGAAUCACAAGAUUCACCGAGUUCCGGAAAAAGCAGCAUUGAUGAGGGUUCAUCUGGCAUUGAACAAGAAAGCGAUAAAGGUGCAAAAAAGCGAAAAGCUGGUCUGAAGCUAAACCAAAUUGCUGCACGACUUCAGGAGAAAAAUUCACCUGAAAACCCCGGCUCCAGUGAUAGCCUGAAUGACUCUAAGUAUGAAGGCUUGCUAUUAUCAGGAAUAAAGGAAAAUCCAAUGAAUGAAAUGAGUGGAACUUCCUUAGGCAUAACUUUAGAAUCACAAGAAGCGCCAUCAAUAUCAUCGUUACCAUCAACAACACCGCUAGCACCACAACCACAAAUAGUACCACCUCUAGGAAUGCAUAAUGAUCUAAUUAAUUUAAGCAAUUUAAAUAUUUUCCAACAAGCAUGUAUCGCUCAUAUGCAAGAAAUGGAGCGUAAGUUACAUAUCUUAGAGAUGUGGCGUUUUUCAUGCGGACAUUGCAAAAUGGCAUUCCAAGAUGAGCCAUUAUAUCAUAUUCAUAUGGGAUAUCACGGAUAUGAGAAUCCAUUCAAAUGUAAUCGUUGCGGCCAAGCAUGUUCUGAUUUUCUUACAUUCAAUCUUCAUUUGCUACAAGCAAAACAUUAA